Molecule: messenger RNA, 816 nt
Organism: Aspergillus calidoustus
Lineage: Eukaryota; Fungi; Ascomycota; Eurotiomycetes; Eurotiales; Aspergillaceae
Source: the annotation of a GenBank genome assembly
AUGAGCGACUUGCAAGAGAUUGCUGCGGAUACAUUGGCUAGGAUUCCGAAGAUCCUGGACCUGGCUGAUGCCCCGACAACUGGGUACAUCUGUCUACGUGAUAGAUAUACCCCACUACGCUCGAAGUUUUGGCCGAAUCUCAGCACUCGAGUACGCGUUGUGGAUGAAGAUUCAUUCGAUGCUGCCAUCAGUCUCACCAACAUGCGAAUGACUGAUAAUGGCGAUACGGCCCAUGUUUGCGUUCUGAACAUGGCUAAUGCGACAACCAGGGGUGGAGGGUUCUUGAGGGGAGCUAUCGCCCAGGAGGAGGCGCUCUGCUACCGGAGCACACUAUACAGGACCCUCAAAAAACACCAUUACCCUUUGAAAGCGCGGGAGGCGAUCUAUUCACCAUUUGUUGUCAUAUUUCGCGAAAACCAAACCAACCAAUAUCGGAUGAUGGAUUUGCAGAAACCCCUUCCAGUUGUUAGCGUUGUCAGCAUGGCGGCUAUCAGAGACCCCGAGGUGAACAGGCGCACUAAUCCACCCACGUUUGCCGACCCUGAGGAUAGGGAAUGGACCAAGGAGAAGAUGCGUGUUACCCUCCGCGUCUGCGCGCAUAACAAACACCGUGACCUGGUGCUGGGGGCUCUGGGAUGCGGUGCGUUCGGAAAUCCUGUUCACGAGGUAGCGAAUUGUUGGGCCGAAGUUCUAGAUGAGCAGGAGUUCCGAGGGUGGUUCAGCAACAUUGUAUUCGCGGUUAUGAAGGGUAAAAACAAGACAGGAUUCGACAACUUCGACGUCUUCAAGCAGAAGCUGGAGGGGCUCAAAGUUUAG